Molecule: messenger RNA, 1965 nt
Organism: Phymastichus coffea
Lineage: Eukaryota; Metazoa; Arthropoda; Insecta; Hymenoptera; Eulophidae
Product: leucine-rich repeat-containing protein 57-like
Exons: 2
Coding region: 510-1226 (238 amino acids)
Molecular function (GO): protein binding
Source: RefSeq, a predicted model, not a curated record
UACUGUCGACAGCUUGACAUUUCUGCUUCUCAAUUUUAUUUUAUGUAUCUUUAAACAGUAAACAGACCUAAAUAAAGCUAUCAUUCUGUGAUACGAGUGUUCAAUGAAAGUGUUGUAUGACAAAAUAUUGUGUUAACCAAAGCAACGAUGGAAACAUUACCCUAGGCUUGAUUGGUGGUUUGAGUACAGUCAAAUUUAGAAUUUUGCGAGUUAGAGGUUAUAACAACAUCAGAGCGAAAAUUUCGUGUCUGUUACGUUGGUGCAGCUGAUCUUUUUGUAAAUACUCCUAGCGGCAAAGUCAAAAUGGAAAGCAGUCUAUUAAUAUCAGCUGACUAGUAACAAACAGAACCGUCUGUUUUUUAACAUCGAGGUAAAAAGAAAUUCAACAUUAAUAAUGAAUCGUAGUUGACGUACGUAGAUGAAACGUCAUAUAUUUCCGAAGCAAAAGCAAAAAAUAAAAAACAAGAAGCCACGGAACUUCUUUAAGCUAAGAAUAUAAAAUAUAAAAAAUGGGUAAUUCCGGAUUGAAGCAGCAUUACGAAGUGGCGAAGAAGACUGGAACAUUAAAUUUAUCCCAUAGAAAUCUCAACGAGUUCCCACAGCAACUUGGCAGCCUCGUAGCUUUUUUACGAACCCUCAACUUGUCGGACAAUAAAUUCUCGAGACUACCUCUUGAGAUAGAAAGGUUCACGCUACUCAAACAACUCAAUGUAAGUGCUAAUAGAUUGACCGAGUUGCCAGACGUUAUUGGUGCACUAUUGAAACUAGAAUCGCUUAAUGCUAGCGCUAACCAGAUCUGUACGUUGCCGAUGUCGCUGUCCAAACUUACACAUCUCAAACAGGUGAAUCUGUCGGACAACCGUAUAACCGAAUUCCCACAGAUGUUUUGCGGGCUAAAGCAUCUGGACGUGCUCGAUUUGUCACACAACCGUUUGACCGCAGUGCCGGACGGUGCCCGUGAACUUCACGUCAUCGAGCUGAACCUCAACCAAAAUCAGAUCACCAUUUUAUCGGACCAGCUGGCUGACUGUCCACGACUGAAGACAUUGCGACUCGAGGAGAAUUGCUUGCAGUUGGAAGCUAUUGGUCGUCGAAUUCUCGAGGACUCCAAUAUUUCCAUGCUAGCGGUAGAGGGCAAUCUAUUCGAGAUGAAACGCUUUCCAGAUGCCGAGGGUUACGACAAGUACAUGGAACGAUACACGGCUGUUAAGAAGAAGAUGUUUUAGAUGUAAUAUGCAAAUGAUGAGGUUACUUAUUUAUCUAUAUGUAAACUUGUGAUUGCCAUUUGAAUCUGUUUUCUUGAUGAAUUAAUUUAUUUUAAAAAAUAACUUUACCUUAAAUGAUAUGUGUCGCAGUUUUUCGUGAUAUAUAUCGCCACAAUUUAAUUUGUAUAAUGUUACAAACAAUCAUAUAUUUUCGUUUAAUAAUAAGUCAACUACAAAUUUUGAUAAUACUUCGCACAUUCAUAAUAAUAUAAAUAGAUAGUUUGUCAGUUCUAUUUAAUAUACGAUAAAAUUGUUAUUGUUAAUUGUUUGGAAUCAUUUUCAAGUUUUUCUGUAUAAUUAGAACUUGUUAAAAUAUAUUUUUUUUAAGAAAGUACUUUCCGUUCUGAAAUAUCUACAUAUACAAAUACGACAGUACAACAUCUGUGCAUAAUAAAAGACACAAUUCUUGAUGGUAAUAUUUAAAAUAGAGUAAUACACAGAUUCCUUAAGAAUAAUUUUUGUAUCCUUGAAUGACAAUCCAUGAUAGUCCAUUAAAUUACUAUUGAUUUGAUGAUUCGAGACGAAUGUACAACAUUGAAAGUAAAUCGUGCAUUUUCUUAUUUCCUAUGACAAAUUUGCGUAUCUUUCGAUUCGCACAUUUUGUACAACCUUUCUACCUAUCGAAUAAUCGAUUCUCUCAUUGACAUUGUUGUCUCGCUCAUACUUUGUAAAAAUGUAUCUACAACUAUGAAAGAAAUAC